This is a messenger RNA of Protopterus annectens (West African lungfish), 8018 nucleotides long. It is a transcript of the gene ADGRG6, whose product is annotated as adhesion G protein-coupled receptor G6. Gene Ontology annotation, biological process: heart trabecula formation; myelination in peripheral nervous system; cell surface receptor signaling pathway. Gene Ontology annotation, molecular function: G protein-coupled receptor activity; laminin binding. The transcript is spliced from 26 exons. Gene Ontology annotation, cellular component: membrane. The record is from RefSeq and is a predicted model, not a curated record. The coding region runs from base 486 to 7535 and encodes 2349 amino acids. Lineage: Eukaryota; Metazoa; Chordata; Ceratodontiformes; Protopteridae.
CAGCAGCAGCACUGCCUCCAGCUCCCAGGCACAAAGCCUAAUUUGUUGAGAGCAGCUUCUCUGUUUCAGCAAACAGUUCAAUGUGAGAAAACUUAAGGAACAGGUUCACUGGAGGGAAACCUGUCUUCUUAUUUUUCAUUUCUUCCUUUGUAUGUCCCAGCGGAUGGUCAUUGAGCCUUUAGCUCCCAUCGGUUGCAACUGUGGAGUUGUUAGAGAAGAAGACAUUGAAUCGUGGAUCAGGAGGCUCGGUUUGAACUUUUGGCACUUUAAGUGAUCCGGGCACCCAGAGGCAUCUCCAGCCUGUCUGUAUGCUACCUACUGGUUCACAGCCACUCACUGUUUAUACCCUCGUGGAACCGUGGCUUUUGUACCGGAUCAUUUCAGUUUUGGGAAACCAGCAGUUAAGUGCCCCCUGAAAGGAGAAAUGAUCGAAGACGCCACGGUUUUCCACAGCUUGGAAACUGCAGUUUAGGAGGCGAACAAAGAUGUCCCACAUGGGAGGAAUGUGGUACAAAUACUGGCAGUCGAAAUCGCAGCGCUUCUUCUAUUUCAUAGUUGUGGUGGUGAUUGUCUGCACAAGGCACAAAGCUCAUGGAUGUGCAGACUGCAGGAUAGGUUUGACCAACCCUUCAGGAUACUUCACUUCACCCUGUUAUCCUAGCGUCUACCCUAACAGCCAAGCAUGUGAAUGGAAGAUUUUAGCCCCUCCUGGAUUCAUCAUUAAACUAAUUUUUGUGGACUUUGAACUUGAAGAAGCUCAGAAAUGUAUAUAUGAUUAUGUUGUCGUGUACACUGGAGAAUCUAGCCGGACAUUCUGUGGCCUCACUGCCAACCGUUUAUCAUUCACCUCAACUGGUAACACAAUGAAUAUUUCAUUUACAUCUGAUUUUAGUGUACAGAAGAAAGGAUUCAAUGCUACAUACUGGCAUGUGGCAGUACUGUUAAGGAAUCAGAAAGUAACAUUAACGAAGACCUCCUCUGAGAGUUUGGCCUCAGUCAAAGACUCGAUCCCGAUUCCUAAGCUCAAACAGUUCACUAUUUGUUUAGAAGCACAAAGAAGCAGCAGCAAUGUGAAUAACUGGAUGUUAUUUUCCUAUGCAGAUUCCUCUUCCAUGGAAUACUUCAGUUUUGGGAGGAAUAGUGGCAGCUAUUAUGUGUCUAUUUUAGGGACAUUUUGUGAUAUAAAUGGAAUCUUACCUCUGGGACUCGAUGGUGAGAUUUUUGGGAGCACGUGGCAGGAAUUCUGCAUCAGCUGGGAUAGUACAAGUGGUACUGUGAGCACGUAUAUUAAAGGCAACCUUGACACAAUUACCUGUGUGCAAACAGUUGGCAAGGUGAUCCCAGCAAAUGGAAUAUUAGCCCUAGGAUCUCAGUCAGCAUCCCUAGACUCAUUUAAUGGUGACAUUUAUAAUUUUCGUCUAUGGAAUUUCACCAUAAGCUUGGAAAAACCAGACAUGCGACAAUGUGAAGAGAAGGGAAACAUAGUAGAUUGGGAAAAUGACAUGUGGAGCAUCCCAACUAUUGCUCUAAAAGAAGAUUAUAACCUUAGUUGUGCUUGCUAUCCCAAUUGCAUCCUUGUAAAACCAACUGCUAGUGGUACCCAGCUACAACAACAAACAACAACACAGCCUCGUGACUGUUCUCAGUUGGGGGUCAUCUGUCAAGCACUGCAGGGCUUCAAGGUUCCUAGAACAUUAUUGUUUAAAAUGGAAUCAGGACCACACUCUGUUUCUCCGUACAAAGAUCACAUGCAUCCUAGGCUGAGACGUUUACGAAGUCUUGGGAUUAUCUCCAGGCCAUUAAUUCGUCCUGCAAGACAUAACACCAGGAAUUUUACCAUUGACAAUAAAAGCUCAUGGACAGAUAAAUUUAAGUUUGAGAAGGCAGUUUCUUCUAACUUCUCUUUUGCAUCCCUUCUCAUUAGUUCUAACAGUUCUGGGAGGCCUCUGUUUGCAACUGUCAAGUCUGUGAAGAAGGCAGUCGACGCUGGAUUCAAUGUGACAGCAAAUCAGUUGGAUUUUGAAAACAUUUCAGAGUAUGUUAGUAACCAAGUAAGAGAUUAUAUUAGUGAACAAAUGUUUCAACCAUUUCUUUCUUUUUUGAGCAAGAAUAACAAGGCCCCACCUCUUACACUACAAACAGAAUUGAGUGCAAAUUUAAAAGUGGACGUGACUGAUACAUUUGACAGCGCUGCCUUUGAAACAUCCUUGUAUAAUUCUGAAAAUGACAAAAAGGUGGUGAAAGCUUCUGAACGAUUUUGGAUGAGCUAUUUUAAUGGUGAUGGUAUGCUUUUCACAAGAGCAGAAGUCAUGCAUUUAGUUUCUCACAGUGAAUUUAACAGCGAUUAUUCCUCUAGAAUUACAGCAGGUGGAGUGCUAGAUUUGACCUCAAAAGAUGCAUCUUCUGAUUUUAAAGAUACCUUUCACCAGGCAGGAGCUGUAUAUAAGAUCCCCAUCAUAAACACUUUCAUAAGACUUCAUGAAAGCUUUAGUAAAUCCACCCAGACCAGUAAUUCUCAUAUAAAAAAAGGUAGACAGUACACUACAUGGCCAAUAUCUAUACCCUAUUCUACACUCCCAUAUGUAUCUAAAAGUAUUACUGAAAACAUUUUGCCAUUUAUAAAACACAGUGAAAUGGGAAUAUUCAUGGAAGAUAUUAAUUUAGACCCUCAUAAUUAUGGCUCCAUUAGAACUGUUUCUACACUUUUCCCUUAUAUGAUGAUUAAAAGCAGAGUCUUAGAUUCACCUUCUCAUCAAACAGAAGUACAUUCUUGGCUAGUGAAUGAAAAUUUCAAUGAUUUUGUAACUAUGUCAGAAAAAUUAUCAGAUUUAAUUUUUCCUUGGGCCACAAAAUAUCACAGGGUGCGCAUUAAUGAACCAGAAUCACUAAUGACGUCUGUAAAUGCACACAUUAACAUGCAUAGUUAUUCAAAUCCAUAUUCCAGUGGUGGUCUUAAGGAAAUGUUUAUAAUUCCAUCAAAUCAACUAAGUACUGAUGAAAAAGAUUGUAUAGAAUGUGAUUUGGAUACUGAAAUUUCAUAUAUGACAACAAAAGCAAACAGUGGAAAAAAAGAUUCUGACCCUUUGGAAGUCGUUACUUUCCAUGUUGAUUCACAGUUUGCAGGUAUCUCUACCAUGUUUUUAGAAAGCAGUUACCAGAAAACAUUUAAUCAUGAUGGACCCAUUAGAAAUCCUACUGUACAGGAGUUGGAAAGCUUUUCUUAUGCUCAAAGUGUCAGGCAUGGAGAACAAGUAUUAUUACAAAAAACUAUAAGGAACUCACUCAUACUAUUAAAGCCAAAUGAUGGUCAGAGCAAACAUAUACAUGCAAAAGCCUCACAGCAUGCCUUCAAAGAAAUGGACUCCACUCAUUUUAUACAGUCUUUUAAUUCAGAAAUGUGCAGUACAAUAUCUCAAGUAGAAUCAGAGGAAAUACUUGUGCCCACAUCCAUAUCAUCGCACUUAGAAACAGAAACACUUAUCUCAAUGAUAUUGAAUUCCUUUGCAGGUCAUUCAGAAAGACACUCUACAACUAAUGACUUUAAGCCAUAUUUCCUUCCUUUGUUUUCUAAUGUAGCAAGGUCAAGGGAAUUGUUGUCACCAAUGCUUACCUUCAAAAAGUUAUCAGUAAAUGUUUUAUCUCUACAAAACAAUGGUGAUUUAAUGAGCAAUGGUGCUAACUUGUUAAAGGAGGAAAGACAUACUUUGGGAGAUUACAAGUCCGUCACUCCAGUAAUUAUAGAGGAUUUGUAUAAAAGAGGGCAGAGUAAUUCUAAGAAUACCUUCAUAGAAAAAAUGUCACUUUUGCAUGCAGAAGGAAGAAAUGAACAGCCUUCAUACAUUCCUCAUGCAGUGCUUAAUAAAUCAACAGAUUUUGUACACAUUAACAGCACAUCUCAUCAACUAUCAAAAAUAUUUUUAGGAAAUAUAUGGGGCUUUGUGCAAAAUACAUCCAAUAGUAAAAUAAAGGCAGAGGUUUCCGGGGAUUUUUCAAAAUUAUCAGGUAUGUCUCAUUCUGUGUAUUCAAGUGUUGCAAGUGCCAGGACUCAAAUUCGUCAAGAUGACACAUUGCUCCAAGAAAAAGUAACAGAUGCUAGUUUCAGCAUAGAUAGCUCUCUACAGUUCUCAUCUUUGUUUUAUAUGAACAACAUUGAAAAAAUGAUGAUGAUCCCAGAAAUUAAGCAGGAUGUAGAAAUGUUUGUUCAUUCCACUCCACCAUUGCUACACAGUCCUGAAUUUAUAAUAGAGCAUACUGAUGACAAUUCAGUGGAAACAGACAUGUUAUAUAAACCAAGAAGAACAACAUAUAUAGCUACAGACCACAGUGAAAAGCAUGAGGGCUCGUUCCUUAGUAUUAGGCCUUCUUAUAUUAUGAAGCAAACUCAAAUCAUAGAACUGGUAGAGACAUCUAAAUGUAUAUCGCUCUGUUCAGAAAAAGAAACAACUAAGGAAAUAUUUCCAGACUAUUCCAUCAUGUCUUAUGGCACAUCAGCAGAUAAGAGGACACAUUCCUUAUGGUAUUCUGCAGAUGAGAGUGUGAGCUUCCACUUACUAAAUGUGGAUUAUAAACGUGGAACUGAUGAUAGUACAUCAUUAGAAACAAUCACUGUUAAUCUGACAGGAACAAAUGUAUCUCUUCUUUUUCAGUCCUCACCUACCGAGUUUUCUGGAGCCACAGGUAUAUUACAAUGGAAUGCAUCAAAGCCAGAUUCCUCUGGUAUCAAAGUAAAUACGAGUGUUCCAAACCAAUUUGGAGUUUUACCUGGCAUAGGUCAUCAGAUGCCCUCGGAACUUAAUAAAACAUUCUCUGUUCCUCUUGAAUCAGCUACUCAGCAUACAGAGUCUUCAGAAUCAGUUCUCCUCAGCCUGGCUCCGGACAAUGCAGCUUCCUGUCAGUGCAAUGCUUCCAUUGUGCUGAAAUGUCUCUGUGGAACACAGAUCAUCAACAGAGAUCUCUACUAUAAGAUUGUGAUUAUAAUCAACAACCAGAAUCCCGAUGCUGUGUCAUAUGUGGAACACAAUGUAUCCCUCUGGUUGAAUCAAACCUUUCAAAAUUGGAACUAUUCUGUUUAUGUGAAAAAUGUCAGUGCUUAUCUUCUGUCAAGAGACCGCUCAGCAAAAGUCAGAAACAGAAGAGAUGUGUCAUAUGCAAGGUAUUUUUGCCAUGCUCUGCUGGUAUAUAGCCCAAUGAAUAACAUAACAUUAAAUGAGGAUACCAUCCGCAAGAGGAUAGUAAGGAACAAUGAAACUAUAGCUACGGGAUUACAGCUGGAAUCAGUAAUGGUUGAUUCGAUAGAGAAUUGCAAACCUGAAGAAAUCCCCUCGCAUUAUUCCUGGAUCAGUACAAGACCUAAUGUUACUCGUGAAAUCCAGUGCUAUUUAGACAGUGGGCAAACUGCCAGCAGGAAAUGUGUUUUGAAUGAACAGAACUACACUUCAUACUGGGAUACACCACAACUCGAAAACUGUGAAAACAUCAAGGUAACUUCAGAUAAUGCAGCUGAUGUAGCCAAUCAAAUCUUCUUAGAUCUAGCAGAUGGACAGUCACUAAACUCUACACAAGUGGAAAAGUUUGUCCUUCAGCUGAACCAAAUUGUGAAUAUUGCCGAAAUUAACACUUCACUUGCUUCAACAGUAGUAACCGUGUUUUCUCGUAUUUUGAACAACAACGACGAAGCACUUGUAACAUCUUCAUCAUUAGCUCUGAAAACAGUUGAUGAACUGGCACAGAAAAUUCAAUUUACUGGACCAUCGGUCAGCAUAACUUCCCCAAAUUUGGCUCUUGGAAUAUUGGCAAUGAAUACAAGCUCGUACAAUGGCAGUUCCUUCAGCACUGGUCAAGGCACCAAUGGAACCUCACUUCAGGUAAAUUUUGGAAGUCAUGAUACCAGCUCUUUGGCCAGUGUUGUCCUACCACCAUCACUUUUGGAAAACCUAACGGAAUUAGAGCGUGAUAUGUUAUCAAGGUCCCAGUUCUCAUUUUUUCAUAAAAUCGGUCUAUUCCAGGACAAACAUUUAAAAAAUCAGGUGAACAAUACAGAGAAACUCAUCAGUUAUGUGGUGGCAAGCAGCAUUGGUAACAUGAGCAUUUCCGGCCUACAUGACCCAGUCCAAGUUACAGUUAAGCACGCACCAAAUAAGAAUGAAAAUGGAACACCUUACUGUGUAUUUUGGGACUUUCAGCUUUACAAUGGCAGUGGUGGAUGGAAUAAAACAGGCUGCAGAGUUAGCAGUUCAAACACCAGUGAAACAGUCUGCUUCUGCAAUCAUCUCACAAACUUUGCAAUACUUAUGGACAUUCAGGGAAGCUCUCAGAAUAUUGGUUCUGAGAAUGAAAAGGCUCUGACCUUCAUCACCUAUAUUGGAUGUGGACUUUCAGCCAUUUGCUCAGCUACAACUGUCCUUACCUACAUUGCAUUUGAAAAACUGAGAAGAGAUUACCCAUCUAAGAUAUUAAUGAACCUGAGCACUGCCAUCAUGUUUCUGAACCUGGUCUUCCUAGUUGAUGGAUGGCUUGCGUCCUUUAAAAUCGGUGGCCUGUGCAUUGCUGUAGCAGCACUUCUACAUUUUUUCCUUCUUACAUCAAUCACGUGGAUGGGAUUGGAAGCAGUGCACAUGUAUAUUGCCUUGGUGAAAGUGUUCAACACCUACAUACGACGCUACAUUCUAAAAUUCUGCAUUGUUGGCUGGGGUUUGCCUUUGUUAAUAGUAGUUAUAGUCCUUGCUGCUACAAACGGAAGUGCCUAUGGACAACAACCGUAUGGGGAAGACGACAAAGGUGCUAGAGCAUCUGAGUUUUGCUGGAUCUUAAACAGAACAGUGUUCUAUGUGACAUGCGUUGGGUAUUUCUGUGUUGUUUUCCUAAUGAACAUAGCCAUGUUUAUUGUGGUGAUGCUUCAGAUAUGCGGAAGAAAUGGAAAGAGAUGUCACCAGAGCGCAACAGAAGAGAUCAUGCGAAAUCUCAGGAGUUCCGUUAGCUUGACCUUCCUGCUAGGCAUGACUUGGGGGUUUGCCUUCUUUGCAUGGGGACCUCUGACCGUUCCCUUUUUCUACCUUUUUACAAUCUGCAACUCUUUACAAGGCUUUUUUAUAUUUAUAUUCCACUGUGCCUUGAAAGAUAAUGUACAGAAGCAAUGGAGAAGAUAUCUAUGCUGUGGAAAGCUGCGGUUACCAGAAAACUCAGACUGGAGCAAAACAACUACUCCAAAGAAGCCCAGCAGUGGCUCUGGAUCUGGCUCUGCUUCUGAUAACCUGGGAAAAUCCUUGUCUUCAACUUCCUUAGCUUCCAACUCAACCAACUGGACAAACAAAUCCAAGUCAAGUUCAACUCACUUCUUCAAGCGUAACAGUAAUGCAGACAAUGUUUUUGUUGACAAAACUUCAACAAAGUCUGCCUCAAUAGACAAAGAACAGAUGACAAUUAUCCCCGUUCAUCAAGUCAUCGACAAGGUCAAGGAUUAUUGUUCUGUGCGCUCUGAUAACUUUUAUAAAAAUAUUAUUAUGUCAGACAGUUUCAGCCACAGUACAAAGUUCUGAAAUCUGUUAAGUGAUAAAGCAGCCAGCAGUGGUUACAAAUACUGCAUGACACUGUUAGAAAGCUAAAAAAGAGACAGUGGCCACCUAUAACUGUGAAAAAUUGACUUACAGGAUGAAGAAACUGGGACGAAAAGGGAUCUGCUGUCUAAAAAUCUAUAGAAAAGGUCAUAAACUUGGAUAUUACUUAUGAUAUUUAUGAUGUGAACUGUGCACUUAUUAACAUAUUUGUGAUAUCUUGCUAAUACACUGUUAUGAUCUCAAGAUAGACAUUUCUGAUACUGAAUUUCUUUAUAGUCUACAGGCAGUCAUUUAUUGACCGGUUAAACCAAAAGCAAGGGCAGCCUGAAAAGCUCCUCAUUAACCAACAAUAGCAGAAAAGCAAAUUCCCUGGGGAAGUAUCAAAUGUAUGAAAACUUACCUUCUGUUUCAGAGGAUAAAACAGAAAUUAUAUAUGUUAAUGUGACAUAUAUAGUGUGUGUGUGC